UUGGAGCGGCGAGGUGCGGCACGCAAGUGGAGAAACGCAGCUUCUUGCAGCAGCAGCAGCAGCAGCUCGAUAAGCGCCGUGGAAGCGGAUGGAAUAGUAACCGGGCACCGGCGGGCGCCUGAGGAGACAGCGCGCGCGGAGUUUCUGGGCACCUGAGCAGGAGGAAGGAGGGAUCCGGUGGGGAUUGGUUGCAAGCGGCGGAUGUGGCCGAGGAUUUAACCAGAGCUGGGACUUGCAGGCUGCCCUCGACGCCCAUGGCUUGGCACAGUGGGGCGGGGAGUGCAUAGCUCCGGGAUGCCCCAAACACUGAGCUCUACCAGCAUGUUUACUCCUUGUGGCUUCAGCCCUCAUCAUCUACAUCCAUCCAAAGAAGGUGAUGAAGGAGGGCUGAUCUUUCAAGAUGGAAACCUCACCUCAGCAUCUCUUGAUGCUUUAAUCCAGCAUCUUAUACCUACAGCUGACUACUACCCUGAGAAGGCCUAUAUCUUUACAUUCCUACUGAGCUCAAGACUCUUCAUUGAGCCUCAUGAACUUCUGUCCCGAGUUUGUCACAAGUGCAUCGAGCAGCAGCAGCUGGAUGACCCAGUGCUGGAUAAGGCACGAAUCAGAAAAUUUGGGCCCAAAAUACUACAGUUAUUGACGGAAUGGACAGAAACAUUUCCAUAUGAUUUUCAAGAUGAAAAGAUGAUUGGCUGCUUAAAAGACAUUAUCCACAGGAUAGCCCCAUGUGAUGAGGCCUACUGGAAAAAGAUGAACCAGCUUCUGCAAACUCUGAAUCAGAAGCUCGCAACUCUUAACCAUGGGCAGGAAGGGAUAGUCAAGAUCAACGCAGCUGUCUCGGACAAGGUGGUUGCUUUUAAAAGUAAGCCUCCAUCCAUUCAACGAGAAAUGAUGAGUGUCUGCAGUGAUCCCUACACCUUGGCCCAGCAGCUGACGCAUGUGGAACUGGAAAGACUGGGUCACAUUGGACCUGAAGAAUUUGUUCAAGCAUUUGUCCAUAAAGAUCCUUUGGAAAGCACAAAGCCUUGUUUCAGUCAACAGAAAAAAACUAGCAACCUUGAGGCCUAUGUCAAAUGGUUCAAUAGACUCUGCUAUCUUGUAGCAACAGAAAUCUGCAUGCCUGCAAAAAAGAAGCAGAGAGCACAAGUCAUUGAGUUUUUCAUUGAUGUUGCUCGCGAGUGCUUUAACAUCGGGAAUUUUAACUCGCUGAUGGCAAUCAUAUCCGGUAUGAACAUGAGUCCAGUCUCCAGGUUAAAGAAGACUUGGUCAAAAGUGAAAACAGCCAAAUUUUUUAUUCUCGAGCAUCAAAUGGACCCUACAGGUAAUUUUUAUAACUACAGAACUGCAUUGCGGGGAGCUGCACAUCGGUCCCUAACAGCACACAGCAACAGGGAAAAGAUUGUGAUCCCGUUCUUCAGCCUACUGAUCAAAGACAUUUACUUUUUGAAUGAAGGAUGUGCCAACCGCCUUCCAAACGGACAUGUCAACUUUGAAAAAUUCCUGGAACUGGCUAAGCAAGUAGGUGAAUUUAUAACAUGGAAACAAGUAGAAUGUCCAUUUGAGCGAGAUGAUAACAUCAUCCACUAUUUACAUACUGCGCCCAUCUUUACUGAAGAUGGUUUGUAUCUGGCUUCCUAUGAAAGUGAAAGUCCGGAAAACCAAACUGAAAAAGAGAGGUGGAAAACCUUGAGGACAACUAUCUUAGGAAAGACUUGAAGCUAAAGAUCUGUAAUUGCAGUAGGACAAACAAACAAACAAA
Messenger RNA from Lacerta agilis (Sand lizard), 1759 nucleotides. It is a transcript of the gene RASGEF1C, whose product is annotated as RasGEF domain family member 1C. Gene Ontology annotation, molecular function: guanyl-nucleotide exchange factor activity. Gene Ontology annotation, biological process: positive regulation of GTPase activity; Ras protein signal transduction. Bases 295 to 1716 code for a protein of 473 amino acids. The transcript has 14 exons. NCBI's taxonomy places the organism in Eukaryota, Metazoa, Chordata, Lepidosauria, Squamata, Lacertidae. Gene Ontology annotation, cellular component: plasma membrane. The record is from RefSeq and is a predicted model, not a curated record.